Phaeodactylum tricornutum CCAP 1055/1 is the source of this 528-nucleotide messenger RNA. RefSeq lists its product with no specific name. The annotation marks the transcript as partial. Gene Ontology annotation, biological process: cell redox homeostasis. Gene Ontology annotation, molecular function: oxidoreductase activity; antioxidant activity. Gene Ontology annotation, cellular component: cytosol; mitochondrion. The record is from RefSeq and is a predicted model, not a curated record. The transcript has 4 exons. NCBI's taxonomy places the organism in Eukaryota, Bacillariophyta, Bacillariophyceae, Surirellales, Neidiaceae.
CUCCGACUUGGUAACAUUGUCCCCGACUUUAGUUGCGAAACUACUCAGGGCAACUGGAAGUCCUUCCAUCAAUGGAAGCAAGGGAAGUGGGCCAUUCUCUUUUCACAUCCUGCCGAUUUUACACCAGUUUGCACCACGGAGAUUGCGAGUCUGGCCAAAAAGUACGGCGAAUUGUGUAAUAUGGAUUGCCUUGUGGCCACACUUUCGGUGGAUCCGGUGGCGUCUCACAAAGAGUGGCUUCAUGACGUAGUUGCGCACUCAGAGAGCGGUAUUGCUGUAAAAUUCCCCAUUAUUGCAGAUGAAAGUCGUGACAUCUCGACAGCCUAUGGUAUGAUUGACCCUUGGACGUCGGAUCGUCAAGACCUUCCUUUGACCAUUCGAUGCGUGUUCAUCAUCAAUCCAGAAAACAAACUCAUGCUGUCCUUGAACUACCCCGCCUGCGUUGGGCGGAACAUGAGUGAAAUUGUUCGCUGUGUCAAGGCGUUGCAGCUCUCCUACCAAAAGUCCAUUGCGACCCCUGCCAACUGG